This is a messenger RNA of Bicyclus anynana (squinting bush brown), 2372 nucleotides long. RefSeq names its product zinc finger protein 436. Bases 226 to 2283 code for a protein of 685 amino acids. The transcript is spliced from 7 exons. Gene Ontology annotation, biological process: regulation of immune system process; regulation of cytokine production; negative regulation of transcription by RNA polymerase II. Lineage: Eukaryota; Metazoa; Arthropoda; Insecta; Lepidoptera; Nymphalidae. The record is from RefSeq and is a predicted model, not a curated record. Gene Ontology annotation, cellular component: nucleus. Gene Ontology annotation, molecular function: zinc ion binding.
UUGACGUUUGUGCGGGGUUGGUUGGUGGGGGAAGGGGUGUUCCCGGUGUUCCCCAAGGAGUUUAUUGUAUUGAUUAAAUAAAUAUUCUUUGUGGUGUUCAUGGGCCUUGCCUUGGCCAAAGCGAAAGAGUAAUCCGUUAAGUGUACUAUAGGGCUUGGUCUUGGCUAUAGUAAGUUUGACCUAACUCGGUUUUUAGUUUAACAAAUUGUAUAAUAAACACACCCAAUGAUGCGAUGCUUCGUGCCUUUCUGCGGAAAUACUUCUGACAAUGUAUCUACAUCUGGGAAGGACAGAAUUACUUUCCAUGGGUUACCCAGUGAGGUCCAUCUCCGUGCUGCAUGGCUCAGAGCCCUCGGCAAACAAGACAAUCAUCUGCCCAACCCUGCCGUGGUCUGCUCGCAGCAUUUCAUAGAUGAUGACUUUUGUGAUGCAGAGAGCUGUGCACGACAACUGUGCUCUGAUGCCAUUCCUUCCACACUGCUGAUGUGCGUGGUGUGCCUGGACACUGACAGCAAGCUGCUGCUGAUGAGUGAACACAAGCUGGAGGAGGCCUAUCAACAGUUCACUGGACUGCAAUUGUUUCAGUUGUGUCGUGGAGGAAACCUGAAGCAAACACUCUGUGUGCUGUGUGCUCAGAGAUUGAAGAACUUCAGUAGAUUUAGAGACUUGAGCUUGAGAGCCCAUUCACUGAUGACAGACAUAUUUGAUCAACAUAAAGCUAUUACUAAACAACAUAAGGCAGCAAUGUACCACGCAACGAAACAACUGAAGUGCAGUUUUACACGUACAACAUUAGCAGCUGAUCACUGCGACUUGUACAUAGAUCACACUGAUGAAGAGGAACAGACAGCAGAGGAAUCUGUGGUGACAGAUGUUGCAACAGUUGCAAUCAAGGAUGACUGUUCUGACUCUAUAUCAAUUACUGAUAAUAUGGAUGACCGUUUCAACAAUGACUGUCCGUCUAAUGAAGAAUACUCAGACAUGGAAAUAAAGUCGGAAGCAAGACUGGAUGAAACUCUUAACAGAAAAGAUUUAUGUGAUGCAUCGCAAGUGCUCGAGCCUCGGGCAGCUGAGAGCUGUGACCAACUCGAGCUAGACAAGACAGGAGUUCAGAAGCUGAAUGAUGUCCCUCCUCCGUCCGGAAGUUCUGCUCAGGCUUCAGUCGCUCCACUGUCCGCGAGACUAGCGACAAACAAGAAAAAUAGAGUGCAGGCAACAGAAGUAACAGCUGAUACCCAAAAAAGCGAACAAACCCUUGAAACUGACAUUGGCGAACUGGGCAACCUAUCAUCUCAGAGCGGCAGUACUUUGUACACGGAUACAAGUAUAUUAACAAAUUGUGUAGUCCAAUUGGGUGACAUUCUCCACAAACCCAACAUAGCUGUACUAGAUGAUAUGGCACAUAUGAGCACCUUCUCUGUUAAGAAGUCUUACUCGUGUGAUAUGUGCAGUUAUAAAAGUACACGAAAGGAACAUUUUUUAAAUCAUAUUUUUACACAUACAGGUCAAAUGCCAUAUUCUUGUAAUAUGUGUUACUAUCAAUGUUCACAAAGAGUAAACUUAUUGAAGCAUAUGAGAAGCCACACUGGUGAAAAGCCUUACUCUUGUCAGAUAUGCGAACAUAAAUUUGCACAAAAAAGUCAUUUAACAAAGCACAUUAAGACCCACACUGGUGAAAAGCCUCAUGCCUGUAGUAUGUGUAAUUUUAAAUGUGCAGACAAAUCUUCUUUACUGAGACACACGAGAACUCACACUGGUGAGAAACCUUACAGUUGUGACAUAUGCAAACAUAAAUUUGCACAAAAACGUGAUUUAUUACAACACACCAGAACUCAUACUGGCGAAAAACCUUAUUGUUGUAAUGUGUGCAGUUAUAAAUGUACAGGAGCAUCUUCUUUAUCACGUCACCUAAAAACUCACACUGGUGAAAAGCCUCACACUUGCGAUAUAUGCAACCGUAAAUUUCUACGAAUAAGUCAAUUAUCAUGUCAUAUGAAAAUCCACAGUGGUGAACAGCCAUAUUCUUGUAAAAUGUGCAAUUAUAAAUGUUCAAUUAAAUCAUAUUUAUUAAGUCACAUGAGAACCCACACUGGUGAAAAGCCUUAUUCGUGUGACAUGUGCAAUUAUAAAACCGCAGUAAACAGUAAUUUAUUAGUUCAUAAGAGAAACCACACUGGUGAAAAGCCUUAUUCUUGUGACAUGUGCAGUUAUAAAGCUAUCCAAAAAGUAAACUUAUCAAAGCACAUGAAAUACCACACUGGUGAAAAUUCAAAAAAAAAUUGAAAAAUUUGUGUUCGUUAAACUCAGAAACUAAGUGCUCUCGUACUGGCAAGUCUCAUUCCAGACCAUCUUCUGGCACAUGAGAUUUAACA